ACCCUGCCCCGUCCCUCAUGGACACGGACAUCUUGGAGGCUCUGGACGACCUGGGUUACAAAGGUCCAUUGUUAGAAGAUGGAGCUCUGUCUCAGGCUGUCGCUGGUGGAGCCAGUUCGCCUGAAUUUACCAAACUCUGUGCUUGGCUGGUAUCGGAGUUAAGACUGUUCUGUAAAUUGGAAGAAAAUGUGCAAGCAACUAACAGCCCAAAUGAAGCUGAAGAGUUCCAGCUUGAAGUGAGCGGGCUUCUAGGAGAAAUGAACUGUCCAUAUGUUUCACUAACAUCUGGGGAUGUGACAAAGCGCCUUCUCAUCCAGAAGAACUGCCUCCUCCUGCUCACAUACCUCAUCUCUGAACUAGAAGCUGCCAGGAUGCUGUGUGUGAAUGCCCCUCCAAAAAAAGCACAAGAAGGAGGAGGUAGCGAGGUCUUUCAAGAAUUGAAAGGCAUAUGUAUUGCUCUAGGAAUGUCCAAACCUCCAGCUAGCAUAACUAUGUUCCAGUUCUUCAGUGGUAUUGAAAAAAAAUUGAAAGAAACAUUAGCGAAAGUUCCACCUAAUCAUGUAGGAAAGCCCUUACUGAAGAAACCAAUGGGACCAGCUCACUGGGAGAAAAUAGAAGCGAUUAAUCAAGCCAUAGCCAAUGAAUACGAGGUACGGAGGAAGCUGUUAGUGAAACGUUUGGAUGUCACCGUGCAGUCAUUUGGUUGGUCAGACCGAGCCAAGAGCCAAACGGAAAAGUUAGCAAAAGUCUACCAGCCGAAACGCUCCCUCUUAUCUACGAAGAGUACGAUUUCUGUUGCUCACCUUUUGGCAGCUCGACUGGAUUUGUCAAAGAUUUUACGGACAAGCAGCGGAUCCAUCAGAGAAAAGACUGCCUGUGCCAUCAACAAGGUAUUGAUGGGCCGGGUACCCGACCGAGGGGGAAGACCCAACGAAAUCGAGCCUCCCCCUCCGGAGAUGCCCCCGUGGCAGAAAAGGCAAGAUGGUCCUCAGCAGCCGACUGGAGGCCGAGGAGGAGGAGGAGGAGGAGGAGGAGGAAGAGGGGGUUACGAACAGUCAUAUGGAGGUCGAGGAGGCCACGAUCAAGGAGGAAGAGGCGGACGUGGUGGCUAUGAUCACGGAGGACGAGGAGGAGGAAGAGGAAAUAAACACCAAGGAGGCUGGACAGAUGGAGGCAGUGGAGGAGGAGGAGGUGGCUAUCAAGACGGUGGUUAUCGCGAUUCAGGCUUCCAAACUGGCGGCUACCAUGGGGGCGGUGGUGGCUACCAAGGUGGUGGUUACGGUGGUUACCAGUCGUCUUCGUAUGCAGGAGGUGGAUACCAGGGUGGCGGUUACCAACAGGACAACAGGUACCAAGAUGGCGGGCACCACGGUGACCGAGGGGGGCGGGGAGGAGGGCGAGGUGGCCGCGGAGGAGGCCGAGGCGGCGGCCGCGGAGGCCAAGGAGGAGGCUGGGGAGGGAGGGGGGGCCAGAACUAUAAUCAGGGCGGCCAGUUUGAGCAGCAUUUCCAGCACGGAGGCUACCAGUAUAACCAUUCUGGGUUUGGACAGGGAAGGCACUAUACCAGUUGAGGCGCCUAAAGCUUCCGUUUCAGCAGAGCUCAGAUAAUAGGAACCUACCUUCAGAGAGCUGGCAGAAAUCUUUCUGACUCACUUUAGGUGUUACCUUUAGAAACCGCACAGGGCAGACGGACUCCUUCGUGGCCAACAGUCCUAGUUAGGUUGGUGUGCAAUUCUCGUGUUGUGGGUGGUUUAAUUUUAAUGGGCUUAAUUCAUGAUGUUUAUCUUUAAAAAGUGUAUUAUAUUAAUACUUCCCACCGAUAUUCACACAAAAAGAGUCCCUAAAUCCAGUCGCUACGUUUGUGUGACCAUUAGACUAAUUACGCAGUCAGGACAUUUCUGAUGUUUUUUGGGGGAAAAAAAUGGCUUGAACUGUGAUAGCCUUAGGUAACAGUUUGGAGAUUCUCUUAACCAUCCUGGUUCACAUCUUUGAGGUACAGUUUCUGCUCUUUGUUAGCUUGUACUUUUAUUCAGACGAAGGUCAAACGCACUUCUUGGUAGCACGGGUUGGUGUUCUGUUAUACGAGCUCUUCUGUAGACGUCACGUUUGGUAGCCUUAUCCUCUGCUAACGGAAAACUGUAUCAUAACGCUCAACUCCGAAAACCUCGAACACCGCCAAAAUCUGUAAAGAUCAUUUAAAACAAGCUAAGUUGUGAACUUACAGUGUGUGUAGGCAUCUAGUUAAAAGUACAGCGAUUCCAGACUAGCCUGCAUCCAUCCGAAACUAGUUAUUCCUCCUACGGCAACUUAUUUUUACUUGAAUUCAGCUAGAACGAAACGGCAAACAGAAAUGUGUUUAAAUUGCACACGUUAAUACCCCUGGCUCGGCUAAUACAAGUUGGUUUGUUUGGGGACGGGGCGGGGGGAUGUUGUUUAGGGUUUUGUUUUUUUUUUUUAAACUGAAGAAAUGCACUACCAUGUAGGAUGAUGUUUUGGGGGGGUGGAGGAGGCGGCCCUUUAUUACUGCUGCAGAAAAAACAAAAGCCUGGCUGAGUUUGAUGUUUUACCUUUACUUUCCUGAAAUCCACCUGAUGCUUCUUGCUGGGUUUUUGUGUACAUAAACAUUGUCAAGCUGUGAAAGAAAAUGCCUGAAGGUGCGCUUUGUAUGAAAGGUGAGCAAUAAAGUAUAUGUACGUUCUCUCUC
This is a messenger RNA of Tachyglossus aculeatus (Australian echidna), 2704 nucleotides long. RefSeq names its product family with sequence similarity 98 member A (gene TSLIG3A). The record is from RefSeq and is a predicted model, not a curated record. Gene Ontology annotation, cellular component: tRNA-splicing ligase complex. The transcript has 8 exons. Bases 18 to 1571 code for a protein of 517 amino acids. Lineage: Eukaryota; Metazoa; Chordata; Mammalia; Monotremata; Tachyglossidae.